UCGCGCCAUUGGAAAUUUCUCGAAUAUCGCGAAAAGGAUCUCGCACGAGCGAGAAAGCGAGCGUGCGUGAUUCUCGAACGGCUCGUCGUGACGCGGCCACGCGUGAUCAUGCGUGCGAUCACGAUGGCGACGGAGCUGUCCGAACGGGCGGAGGAAAGGAAUCGACCGGAUGCAGAUGCGACAGCACGAAUGCAUACGCACACAUGUAUAUAUGCGUAUACAUCGCAAUUCGCUGCACUUUAUCCCGCGUGUGUCCCGCGAAUGCUCCUUUUAACAGGACCCCUUGGAGGGAACUCCGUUUUUCCUUCGAUGAUAAUUCGAUCCUGAUUUUUCAAAGAGAGACAUCGACAGGGAUAUCGAGAAACAAUGAAGAGCGAGGCGCGCCUAAUUAAGGAUCCGGGUGGCUGCGGACGUGCGUACGUCACUGCGCUGUCAUCGACGAAGGGCCCCGGAGACAGACACGUUGUGUGUCACUCGCGCGUGGCCGCGACGCAGUGGGGCGAUAAACGAGGAGAAACGACGUCUUUAUGUGUCUUUGUCGUACGAGUGCGCGAGUGAGAUCCGCAGUGUCCCGUUGCAGCCUGGUAUCGUUCUCUCUCGCGCCAUCGGUGUGUUGGUAAGCAGAGCGCGUGCGCGGGAGAGAGAGGGACGAGGUGUGUACGUGAGGGUCGACGCAACUUCUCGCGCUCGAGUCUACUUUGCGCUGUCGAGGCCAAAAAUAGACGAAUAGGCGACGAGCGCGGCGUAAUCGUCGUCGUCGUCGUCGUCGGUGGUAGUGAUGGUGAUGGUGGUGGUGAUGAUGGUUCCUCGCGUGCGUUCCUCGACGAUGCCCUCGUACCGCUGAGAGCAGCGUAGAUUUGCGCUGCCACCGUCUUUGGAGAGGGAGAGAGAAAGAAAGAGAUGGAGGUACUCAAGACGUCCCAAGAAAUCGUCCACGAAGGAUGGCUCAUCAAAUCGCCGCCCACGAAGCUCUGGAGAGCGGUCGGUAUACAGUGCAUCGUUUCAUCGCUAGCUAUUUGGCCACCUACGUAGGUCCUGCGAGACCUGGCCAUUGUUUACGUUUGUCGUGGAUUCAAUCGAGUCGUUCUCUACCCUCGAGAAGAAUCGACUCUGGACUCGGGAGCAUUUUGGCUCGUCUGACGUCUCUUUCUGAGAGUUUUUUAGUUUGACAAAAAAAAAAUAACAGUUUAAUCUGUUACUUUGACAAAAAUACUUUGGCCUAACCUAAUUUCAGGAGAAACUGUCGUUGGAGAAAGCGAUGGUUUGCCCUUCGUCACAGUGGCGAAUUGCCUGGUCAAUACUUUUUAGAGUAUUAUACGGAUAGACGUUGUCGUAAACUCAAAGGUCGUAUUGAUUUGGAUCAGUGUGAACAGGUGGAUGCGGGUCUUCGAUUUGAAAAUCGCAAACAGAAGUAUCAGUACAUGUUCAAUGUUAAAACACCCAAACGGACCUAUUAUUUAGUAGCUGAGAACGAAGCAGAUAUGAAUAAAUGGGUAGAUGCGAUAUGCCAAGUUUGUGGUUUAAAAGCUUACACUCAGGACGAAGAACAACAAAUGUUUCAAUACGAGUCUCAAGAAUCCCCGCCAACUUCGCCCACUAGCACGAUCUCCGGUCCAUACAUUCCUAUUAGCGAGUGCAUUUCCGGUCGUCGGCUCAACGAUACCAGCUCCCUGAAUUCGGCGCUUGGACAGGGACCCGAGCAUUAUGAUGCUCCGAGAAGAUUAGCGCCUUCGCCGCCUCGAUCACCCACGACCACAGAUGCCGAGAGUGUCUUCACCGAUGACGAGUGGACAACGCCUGUGCCCGGUGCAAACUGGAACACGCUUCCUUCAACUGGUAAUUCGCACCAUCAUGAGAUCGGUUCAUGGAGCGUAAGGAAACGUUUCGGCAAGCUUAGAAUCGUUGAUUCCGCGGUGCCACCGGCCGCGGAUAAGUUACCAGCCCCGCCUAGACCGCCAAAACCACCUCACAUGUUACCCGAGAACCCGGGUCAUAAUUAUCUGAAUCUAGAUGGUGCCACUGAGAGUUCAAAACCGACUACUCCGGCGACACCAGCAUCAACAACAUCUGCUGCCACGACGACAGCGGCAGCAACAGGCGCUGUAACCGAUGAAUCCUAUGAUUUUCCGAGAUCUCAUCAACCACAAACGACGGUCGAGAGUAACGUGGCGAUCGACCAAUCAUCAAAACAUUUUUAUUCGAACGCCGCGCCGAGCACCGUCGAUGAGACGACCACGCACAACGUGUUUCGUUACGAUUUUCACGAGGACGAGCCGCCGAGUCCACGCUCUGAAAGCUCUACCACGGCGACGUACUCGAAUUUACCGAGUCCUCUCGUACGAGAUGGUUCAAGCGCUGUACCGACUGCCAUGGCACCACAUCCGCCAAUGGUAUACAGAGAGUUAAAGCCAGGCAGAAAGACGAGUGAUUCGAUGUCUGUUGUUAGUAAUGAGCCAUCACCAGGCCCGGUAAUAGCGGUAUGCGAUGUGAGUUCUGCCGAACACUCUCCGGCUGAACCGCCAAGCAUUAACAGAAAAUUGAAACCAUCGUUAAAUAAAUCGCCGGUAGAAGCACCUCAUUUGCAAUUAGCAUCUCCCCCUGGCAGAGGAAGAAUGCGAGCGGCGCCUAGUCCGACACCUCCAUCGCAUAUGCAUUCGACACGUCAUCAGUCUACGUCAGAUGAAGACAAUAACGCGUUUGAGGAUAAAGAGGAGAUAUACUAUUAUCAAGACCACAAUACAUUUAUUCCGGCGUCCAAUCGUCGCUUAGUAGUGUUGCAAUAUCUGGAUCUCGACUUGGAAGCGACGGAAAGCUUCAGUUCUUCGACAUUACCGCCCGCGCAGUCGCCGCCGAAUACGACGGUGUACAAAACUGUAGAUUUUCUGAAGACCGAGGCUUUUAAUCGUACUCGGCAACGAGUAGAGGAGGAGAGAAAGUUGUGCUCGGAUGAAUUAGCGUAGAGGAUAAAUUUACAUAUUACAUAUAAAUAGAUUACGCAGAUGUUGAAUACUUUAAAAAAUUAUAUAAUGAACUUUUUAUUAUAUUAUAUAGAUGUAGCAGGUCACGCGCGAGACCUAUUUUAUUUUUAAGCAUUUAGAUUAGCACAUUAGAAUAUGAUACUGUGUAAGGAUGUAGUACUAUUCUCAAUUGAAAAACUGCGAUAUCAACGCAGUAUUUAUCAAAAGACAACGUCUACUGUUUUUGCAAAGUGUGUAAUUGUUUAUCUAGUGGUUUUGCUUUAAAAAUUGCUAUACAGUUAAAAGAGGCAAUCAAAUGUUAAAACAUAUUGUAUAGCGAUAGGAAAUGGACCAAAAAUGUAAUAUAGAUAAGGGAAAUGAGAGAAUAGCAGAAUGAUGAACAGAAGUAACACUUGUGUGAUCGUUGCAUCGAGAAAAAAUCUUUUCGAAAAAAAUUUUUUAAUUACAUAAAAGUAUUCAA
Camponotus floridanus (Florida carpenter ant) is the source of this 3438-nucleotide messenger RNA. It is a transcript of the gene dos, whose product is annotated as protein daughter of sevenless. The coding region runs from base 1422 to 2960 and encodes 512 amino acids. The record is from RefSeq and is a predicted model, not a curated record. The transcript has 7 exons. Lineage: Eukaryota; Metazoa; Arthropoda; Insecta; Hymenoptera; Formicidae.